UCAGCGAUGGCGGCUGCUGAUCUGAGAGCUGAGCUGAGCUGCUCCAUCUGCCUGAGCAUUUAUACUGAUCCGGUAUCCCUGCCCUGUGGCCAUAACUUCUGCCGGGACUGCAUUGGGAAAACAUGGGACACCCAGGAGGACACUUUCCUUGAAAAUCCUUCUUGCCCUGAAUGUAGAGAGAGAUUUAAAAGGAGACCUGAACCGGCAACAGAUUGGCAGCUGCGUGGCAUGGUGGAGUGGUUCUGUCAGACUGAGACAGAGCUGGGGGAGACUGGGACCUUCUGCACUUACUGUCUCCUCUCUCCUGUACCUGCUGCUAAAUCCUGUCUCCUGUGUGAGGCUUCUCUGUGUGAUACCCACCUGAGGGGGCACUGCCAGUCAGCAGAACAUGUACUCACUGAGCCCACCGCUUCCUUUAUGGGGAGAAAAUGUUCUGUACACAAUGAGCCCCUAAAGUAUCACUGCUGUGAGGACUCCGCCUGUAUCUGUGCAUCCUGCUGCCUGGCCGGGGAGCACCGGGGCCACAGGGUGGAGCUGCUGAGUGAGGCCUCUGAGAAGAAGAAAGAGAAACUGAGGAAAGUUCUGGAGAAACUGAGCCCAGAGAGAGAGGAGACUGAGAGAGGAGCCCAGAGGCUGCAGGAGCGCAGGAGAGAAGUGGCAGAAGCGGCAGCCGGUGAGACAGAGAGAGUCACUGCCCUGUUUAGGGGCAUCAGGGAAGAGCUGGAAGCCCUAGAGAAGCGACUCCUGAGUGACAUCUCCAGGCAGAAAGAGGAGCUUUCCCUCCCACUCACUGAGCUGAUCCAACAGCUGGAAAUAAAGAAGGACGAGCUGUCCAGGAAGAUCAGUCACAUUGAGGAGCUGUGCAACAUGGCAGAUCCACUCACUGUCCUACAGGAACAAUGGGAAUCCCAUGGAGCUGCCUUUUGUGGGGCUGAGGGGGCAGAUACUGAGGGCAGAGAGAGAGAGGGUAUAAAGGUCCCGGCUGUAGGGGAUCUGGAUGUGGGUCGGAUCUCAGAGACAUUACUCACAGGCUUAGCUGGGAUUGUGACUGGGGUAGAGGGUUUGUGCUUCCCUGGGCAGGAGGCUACAGAGCUGGUACUGGAUAUAAACACGGCUGGGAAUGAUGUAUCUGUAUCAGGGGAUGGGAAAUCUGCUUCCUACUCACAUACAGACCAGCGUCGCCCACAAACCCCAGAGAGAUUUCAAUAUUUUCAGGCUUUAAGCAGCAGGAGUUUCCCCUCAGGGCGACAUUACUGGGAAGUGGAGGUCAGUGAAUCAGGGGACUGGAGGGUAGGGGCGGCCUAUCCCAGUAUAGAAAGGGAAGGGGAUCAGUUCUACAUUGGGGAGAAUAACAAGUCCUGGUGUUUGUGGAGAUGGUGUAAUAAUAGCUAUUCAGUGAUACAUAAAAGGAAAGUCACACGGUUACCCCACAUCCCUUCCUGCAGGAGAAUCAGGAUCUCAUUGGACUAUGAGGCCGGACGCCUGUCCUUUUAUGAGCUGAGUGAGCCAAUCAGGCGCUUACACACCUUCACUGCCUCCUUCACUGAGCCCCUUCAUGCUGCAUUCUGGGUAUGGGGGGACGGUGCCUGGGUGAGAAUCAUUAGUUAGGGCCCUGCCCACUGCCCAGCAGGAACCCCAUUCCCAGAGCUGCCCUUAGCCCUGUGAUGCCAGGAAAGGAAGGAAAUGUGGGUGCCAUGUUAAUGUUGGGCAGUACUAACUAAUAACGUCUUAGUGGGCUAAGUGGGACUGAUUUAUGAUGCCAGUGCAGCUGCCAGUAGCAACCAAUAAGGUCUUUCUUUUCAUUUCCAACCUCUAAUAUAAUCUAAUAUUCAAAACCAACUGCUGACUGGUUGCUAUGUGUUUCUGCCCUAUCAAACUGCAUGUAUUCUGUUAUAUGUUCUGUUCAACUGAGUCGUAAUAUUCCCAAUAAA
Xenopus tropicalis (tropical clawed frog) is the source of this 1931-nucleotide messenger RNA. Its product is annotated as E3 ubiquitin/ISG15 ligase TRIM25. Gene Ontology annotation, biological process: antiviral innate immune response. NCBI's taxonomy places the organism in Eukaryota, Metazoa, Chordata, Amphibia, Anura, Pipidae. Bases 7 to 1608 code for a protein of 533 amino acids. Gene Ontology annotation, molecular function: zinc ion binding. Gene Ontology annotation, cellular component: cytoplasm. The record is from RefSeq and is a predicted model, not a curated record. The transcript has a single exon.